AUGGGCCUGAAAGAUCCGCAAGCUCCCGAGAAGACGUCGUCGAAGGAUGCGCUCCAGCAAGCUCCCGAGAAGACGUCGUCGAAGGAUGCGCUCCAGCAAGCUCCCGAGAAGACGUCGUCGAAGGAUGCGCUCCAGCAAGCUCCCGAGAAGACGUCGUCGAAGGAUGCGCUCCAGCAAGCUCCCGAGAAGACGUCGUCGAAGGAUGCGCUCCAGCAAGCUCCCGAGAAGACGUCGUCGAAGGAUGCGCUCCAGCCAGCUCCCGAGAAGACGUCGUCGAAGGAUGCGCUCCAGCAAGCUCCCGAGAAGACGUCGUCGAAGGAUGCGCUCCAGCAAGCUCCCGAGAAGACGUCGUCGAAGGAUGCGCUCCAGCCAGCUCCCGAGAAGACGUCGUCGAAGGAUGCGCUCCAGCAAGCUCCCGAGAAGACGUCGUCGAAGGAUGCGCUCCAGCAAGCUCCCGAGAAGACGUCGUCGAAGGAUGCGCUCCAGCAAGCUCCCGAGAAGACGUCGUCGAAGGAUGCGCUCCAGCAAGCUCCCGAGAAGACGUCGUCGAAGGAUGCGCUCCAGCCAGCUCCCGAGAAGACGUCGUCGAAGGAUGCGCUCCAGCCAGCUCCCGAGAAGACGUCGUCGAAGGAUGCGCUCCAGCCAGCUCCCGAGAAGACGUCGUCGAAGGAUGCGCUCCAGCAAGCUCCCGAGAAGACGUCGUCGAAGGAUGCGCUCCAGCCAGCUCCCGAGAAGACGUCGUCGAAGGAUGCGCUCCAGCAAGCUCCCGAGAAGACGUCGUCGAAGGAUGCGCUCCAGCAAGCUCCCGAGAAGACGUCGUCGAAGGAUGCGCUCCAGCAAGCUCCCGAGAAGACGUCGUCGAAGGAUGCGCUCCAGCAAGCUCCCGAGAAGACGUCGUCGAAGGAUGCGCUCCAGCAAGCUCCCGAGAAGACGUCGUCGAAGGAUGCGCUCCAGCAAGGUCCCGAGAAGACGUCGUCGAAGGAUGCGCUCCAGCAAGCUCCCGAGAAUACGUCGUCGAAGGAUGCGCUCCAGCAAGGUCCCGAGAAGACGUCGUCGAAGGAUGCGCUCCAGCAAGCUCCCGAGAAUACGUCGUCGAAGGAUGCGCUCCAGCAAGCUCCCGAGAAGACGUCGUCGAAGGAUGCGCUCCAGCAAGCUCCCGAGAAGACGUCGUCGAAGGAUGCGCUCCAGCAAGCUCCCGAGAAUACGUCGUCGAAGGAUGCGCUCCAGCAAGGUCCCGAGAAGACGUCGUCGAAGGAUGCGCUCCAGCAAGCUCCCGAGAAGACGUCGUCGAAGGAUGCGCUCCAGCAAGCUCCCGAGAAUACGUCGUCGAAGGAUGCGCUCCAGCAAGGUCCCGAGAAGACGUCGUCGAAGGAUGCGCUCCAGCAAGCUCCCGAGAAUACGUCGUCGAAGGAUGCGCUCCAGCAAGCUCCCGAGAAGACGUCGUCGAAGGAUGCGCUCCAGCAAGCUCCCGAGAAUACGUCGUCGAAGGAUGCGCUCCAGCAAGGUCCCGAGAAGACGUCGUCGAAGGAUGCGCUCCAGCAAGCUCCCGAGAAGACGUCGUCGAAGGAUGCGCUCCAGCAAGCUCCCGAAAAGGAUCAAAAAGGACUUGGACGACAGCCGAACACCAGCAAAAAAGUGAACGAACUGAGGUUUUAG
Molecule: messenger RNA, 1656 nt
Organism: Bacillus rossius redtenbacheri
Lineage: Eukaryota; Metazoa; Arthropoda; Insecta; Phasmatodea; Bacillidae
Product: microtubule-actin cross-linking factor 1, isoforms 6/7-like
Exons: 2
Coding region: 1-1656 (551 amino acids)
Source: RefSeq, a predicted model, not a curated record